Molecule: messenger RNA, 2455 nt
Organism: Arachis stenosperma
Lineage: Eukaryota; Viridiplantae; Streptophyta; Magnoliopsida; Fabales; Fabaceae
Product: probable L-type lectin-domain containing receptor kinase S.7
Exons: 3
Coding region: 1-2154 (717 amino acids)
Biological process (GO): protein phosphorylation
Cellular component (GO): plasma membrane
Molecular function (GO): carbohydrate binding; ATP binding; protein kinase activity
Source: RefSeq, a predicted model, not a curated record
AUGCACUCCACCAUUUUAAUAAUCUUCUUCUUCUUUUUCUUCUUGUUAACCUCAACCUCAUUGAUUGUUUCGGCAGAGAACGUCAGUUUCGAAUUCUCUUCUUUCACACUCCGAAACAUAACCCUCGUCGGAGAUUCCUACCUCAGGAACGGACUCGUCGGACUCACACGCGCCACCGACGUCCCCACCACCUCCUCCGGCGCCCUCCUCUACGACCACCCUAUCCCUCUCUUCGACCCACCCACCAACACCACCUCCUCCUUCUCCACUACCUUCUCAUUCUCCAUCACCAACCUCAACCCUUCCUCCUUCGGCGACGGCAUCGCCUUCUUCCUCUCCCCUUCCAACACCACCGCUUCCGCCACCGUCUCCCCCGCCGGUCGCCUCGGUCUUCCAACCUCCACGCGCUUCCUCGCCGUCGAAUUCGACACGCGCGAUGAUUCCGCCUUCCACGACCCUAACCAGAACCACGUCGGCUUCAACUUCAACUCUUUGAACUCCAUAGCCACCGUUGACCCUAUAACCCACGGCAUUGACCUUAAAUCCGGCAACACAAUAACGUCUUGGAUCGAUUACAGCACUGAAAAAGAAACCUUAACGGUUUUCUUGAGCUAUUCUUCUUCUUCCAAACCCUCCAGCCCUGUUCUCACAGUGCGCAACGUCGAUCUCUCCAAGCUCUUGAAAGAAGAAAGGGUUUACGUUGGAUUCUCAGGCUCCACCAGUGGAAGCACCGAGGUUCACUUGAUCGAGCGUUGGAGCUUCAAGAGCUUCGGUUUCGUCCCUAAAAGACAGAACUUGAACCCUCACAAUGUUUCUGAUAACACCGUUGGAGUAACGGGAAAUGGUGCCACUGUUAAUUUUCCACCUGCUACAACUUCUUCUUCUAAUGACGGUAUAGGUGAUGAUGAUGAUGAUGACGACGAUGAUGUUGAUGGAGAUAGAAAGAACAAGAACAAGAGGAGGAAAAUUGGUAUUGCUGUUGCGGUUGCGGGUCCUGCGUUUUUCUUUGUUCUGUUCUCGAUUUUGGUGUUCUUUGCGGUUCGAAAAUGGAAGGGUAUAAAGAGAGGUGGUAACAACAAUAAUUCUAAGAGCAACAGUGUCACAAGUUUUAAGGCUGAAUCAUUUGUUACGUGUCCAAGGCAAUUUGAUUACAAGGAUCUGAAAACUGCAACGAGAGAGUUUCAUCCAAGCAGAAUCAUUGGUCAUGGCUCUUUUGGGACUGUAUACAAAGCUUUCUUUGUGUCUUCUGGUACCAUUGCUGCUGUUAAGAGAUCAAGGCAUUCUCAUGAAGGGAAAACUGAGUUCCUUGCUGAGUUGUCAAUCAUUGCUGGUUUGAGGCACAAGAACUUGGUUCAGCUCCAAGGUUGGUGUGUUGAGAAAGGUGAGUUGCUUCUUGUGUAUGAUUUCAUGCCUAAUGGAAGCUUGGACAAGAUGCUAUACAAGGAACCUGAGAGGGGAAGGUUGUUGAAUUGGUCUCAUAGGGUGAACAUUGCUGUUGGUUUGGCUUCUGUUCUUGUUUACCUUCACCAAGAAUGUGAACAAAGGGUGAUUCAUAGGGAUAUCAAAACUGGCAACAUUUUGCUUGAUGGGAAUUUCAAUCCAAGGUUGGGUGAUUUUGGUUUGGCAAAGCUUAUGGAUCAUGACAAGAGUCCUGUUUCUACUUUGACUGCUGGAACAAUGGGGUACCUUGCACCUGAGUAUCUUCAAUAUGGUAAAGCGACCGAUAAGACUGAUGUGUUUAGCUAUGGAGUGGUGAUUCUUGAGGUGGCUUGUGGGAAGAGGCCAAUUGAGAGGGAAGGGCAAAAGAUGAUGAAUUUGGUGGAUUGGGUUUGGGGGUUGCAUUCUGAAGGGAAGGUUAUUGAUGCUGCAGAUAAGAGGCUUAAUGGUGAGUUUGUUGAGGAAGAGAUGAGGAAGCUUUUGCUUUUGGGGUUGUGUUGUGCUAACCCAGAUAGUGCUGAGAGGCCUUCAAUGAGGAAGGUGCUUCAGAUUCUCAACAAUGAAGCUGCACCAAUUAGUGUUCCUAAAGUGAAGCCAAGUUUAACUUUCUCUUCUGAUUUGCCAUGCACAAUUGAUGACAUUGUUUCUGAUACUGAAGAGUUCAACACCAGCCAGAGCAUGUGUGAGAUCAAGAUUGAUUCAUCAUCAAGUUGCUGAAUUUAUAAUAAUUCCAAUUUGAUUCUUUAAUUCCUUUUUUUCUUUUGCCCUUUAAUUCUUUGUGUAAUGUUGCUGUUCCAUAAGUCUGAAUAUGAUGUGCAAGAAAAGUUGAUGUCGUCAUGGUUCAUUGAAUGAAGUUCAAAGCUAAUCCAUUGAACUUCAUUGAUUUCAUGCUUUAUAUGUUCAAGGCACAUAAGCUUAGGUAGUAUAGUGUACACUUAAACUAAUUUUUGUAUGCAAAUUCCUUUUAAGUGUACAAAAUCAAACCGUAAAGACCAUUAUUAUGUAUGCUUUCUUUUGA